Messenger RNA from Diversispora eburnea, 309 nucleotides. The record is from the annotation of a GenBank genome assembly. NCBI's taxonomy places the organism in Eukaryota, Fungi, Glomeromycota, Glomeromycetes, Diversisporales, Diversisporaceae.
AUGAAAAAAAAAACGUCAAUUUCUAAACCUUUUUAUAUUCCUACUUCACCAUUAUUAAAUUCAUCAUCAUCAACACCACAUUUUAUCAAUUAUAAUAACAUGAAAUAUCAAGAAAUACCAUCAAAUACUGCUAAUACUAAUAAUACUCUUGGUUACGAAAUUGUAAAUAAAUUAAACGAUUUUAAGAAGGAGGAGGAUAAAAAUAAAAGUGAUUUACCUUUCUGGAAAAGGUGGCAAAAGAAAUUCCGAGAAGAGCAGUAUCACCAAUAUCGCCAAUACCGUCGAGGAGAUAUUGUGUUGGUGUUAUAA